Molecule: messenger RNA, 696 nt
Organism: Cylicostephanus goldi
Lineage: Eukaryota; Metazoa; Nematoda; Chromadorea; Rhabditida; Strongylidae
Source: the annotation of a GenBank genome assembly
AUGCUUACGAUAUGUAUCCUAGUUGUACUGCUUUUUCUCGUUAUAUUGUUACUGUUAUCAUUGCGAAACAAUAGGCCAUUGCCACUUCGACCUUCUUCAAAGGUGCUUCUCGUCAUUGCUCAUCCUGACGAUGAAACUAUGUUUUUUACCCCAGCUUUACGUUCGUUAUCUCUCGCCGGUCAUCGCAUUUUCAUCCUAUGUGUUUCAAAUGGCAACUUUGAAGGACUCGGUCGAAAAAGAACUUACGAACUUCGAGAUGCUGUACAACACCUUGGUGUAUCACCCUCUGACGUCACCGUACUCGAUUAUGACGUCUUUCAAGACGGAGGGCAAUGGGAUAAACAAGGCUUGGGCGAUGUAUUGUUAAGACAUAUGGAGGUGCUCUCUGUUGAUAUGGUGUUGUCUUUCGAUGGUGGCGGUGUGUCCAGUCACAAAAAUCAUGUAGCUUGUUUUGAUGCAUUGCAAGAAGUCUAUACUCGAGGCAUGAUACCAGAAGAUGUGCAGAUUUUUGUGCUCGAUUCCGUAUCGAUCUUUCGAAAGUAUGUAGGCAUUUAUGAUGCUCCACUGUCGAUAGCUCGUGCUCCUUUUCACUAUUUUGCGAGAGGCCGUGACGUAGCAGCUGCAUGGCGUGCUAUGUGCAGACAUCGCUCACAAUUUGUAUGGUUUCGAUUUCUAUAUAUGAUCUUCAGUAGGUGA